UGAGAGCGUUUCUCCACCUCUUUUCCCCAAAAUUCUCACCACCACCAUCUUCUUCUUCUGGAAAUCCAGGCGACCAAAAUUGAAAUUCGAAAUUCUAAACAUGAUUCCACAACAAUGGACACCCCCAUGCGGCAAUCAAUGCACGAACAAAUACGCUGCUUUGAUGCAGAUUCCUUGGAGGGUAUUCUGUAAGAAAGGGUGUAAUGCUGAUGGUGAUACAUGGGAGGAAUGCUUGAGCGAGUGUGAUGAGAUAUGCUACAAAGACCCAGUUUUAAAAGAUCAGCAGUGGAGUGCUUACAUUGAUAGGUCUCCUGGUUCUGCGAGCUAUUCACAGGAUUGCUUUCAUGCUUGUGUCUCCGGCUGUGGCUAUAAGUUUGAUAUUCCACCAGAAAAAGUAACCGAAAUUCAUCCAAAUAGGCCAUUACCACCGCCACCUGCCGCUAAAAGUGACCCAGCAGUAGACAGAUCCAAAAAAGUCUCUGAAGACGUACCCUGCACAUCAGCAUAAACAGCAGCAGUAGAAUUUUUAUUUUAUUAUACAGGUAAAAUGACUUUUUGACAUCCUUACCUGAAAUCGUAAGAAACUGGAGAAAAUGUUAUCAAUUUUUGCUUUCGCUUAGCGUCUUUUGAUACCAAGUAUAUUGGCAAUGAGCGAUGAUGAUCUAUUGGCAUUUUGGCAAUUCAUUUUACAAUUUUAAGUUGUUUAUUGUGUUGCCUUUUUAUUCUGUUUGUAAUGUAAUUGUAAUGCAUGGUGAGAAUUAACUUUC
Molecule: messenger RNA, 767 nt
Organism: Helianthus annuus (common sunflower)
Lineage: Eukaryota; Viridiplantae; Streptophyta; Magnoliopsida; Asterales; Asteraceae
Exons: 5
Coding region: 101-508 (135 amino acids)
Source: RefSeq, a predicted model, not a curated record